AUGUCGGAACGCAAAGUGCUCCAGAAAUACUUCCCUCCGGACUUUGAUCCGUCCAAGAUGGUCAGGCAGAAGGGGCCCAAGAAGACUGGACCCCUUCUGCAGACCGUCAGACUCAUGGCUCCCUACUCGAUGAAGUGCACCGCCUGCGGAGAGUUCAUCUACAAGGGUCGCAAAUUCAACGCCCGUAAAGAAACGACGGAUGAAAAAUACUACGCCAUCACCAUUUACCGCUUCUACAUCAAAUGCACCCGCUGCUCCCAGGAAAUCACCUUCAAGACCGACCCCAAAAACAUGGACUAUGAAGCAGAGAAGGGCGCCAAACGCAACUUCGAACCCUGGAGAGAGGCCAAGCUUGCAGAAGAGACGGAAGAAGAAAGGCUGGACAGACUGGAGCGCGAAGAAGCCGAGCGCGACGCCAUGAAGGAGCUUGAAACAAAGACGCUGGAUGCGAAAACCGAGAUGCAAAUUGCUGACGCUCUGGACGAGAUCCGCACUCGUAACGCCCGCAAUGAACGCACUGCCAAAGAAGGAGCAGAAGUUACGGUUGCGGAUAAGGUUGACGAUGAAAGAGAAAGACAGGAAGCAGAGGAUGCUGAAGCAGCAAGACUGGCCUUCCUGGCAGGCACGGGUGAAAAGGUCAGAAGACUGGUUGAAGACCAAGAGGAAGAAGGGACUGGUACCGCUCCUACAUCGACUACUGCUACAACGACUACAAAUGGCUCCAUGGGUCCACCACCCGUCCCAACCUUCACCCGCAAACCAAAGAAAAAGACGGAUUUCGGCGCAAAAUUGGGUAUCAAAAAGAAAUCACUCGUCUGA
Molecule: messenger RNA, 819 nt
Organism: Aureobasidium namibiae CBS 147.97
Lineage: Eukaryota; Fungi; Ascomycota; Dothideomycetes; Dothideales; Saccotheciaceae
Product: DUF572-domain-containing protein
Exons: 2
Coding region: 1-819 (272 amino acids)
Biological process (GO): mRNA splicing, via spliceosome
Cellular component (GO): U2-type catalytic step 1 spliceosome
Source: RefSeq, a predicted model, not a curated record